Molecule: messenger RNA, 2320 nt
Organism: Alosa alosa (allis shad)
Lineage: Eukaryota; Metazoa; Chordata; Actinopteri; Clupeiformes; Clupeidae
Gene: mfsd8l2
Product: major facilitator superfamily domain containing 8-like 2
Exons: 13
Coding region: 408-1907 (499 amino acids)
Biological process (GO): transmembrane transport
Molecular function (GO): transmembrane transporter activity
Source: RefSeq, a predicted model, not a curated record
CUAUAAGUAGACUAAGGUGGCUGAUGCUCAGCAAAAUUUUCCAACAUGGAACAGUAGGUCUAGUAGGCAGGCCAAAUCACACAUGGGUCUUUAGGCAAGCGCCUAUUUGCAACUGGGAGUGACUCACUCAAGGCUAUUUGAUCGUCAUUCUCCUGAAACCUAGCGAAGGAAAAAAAAUAUGGAAUUCACAGUAGGCCUAGGCUACAUCUUACAUGAUCAACGUUGAGUUGUUUUCUUCCAAAUAUAACCGCCUGCGCGAGCGCAGGGAAAUCGAAUACAGUGGCCUGUGUUAAACAGCUGGACAAAAAACCGAGCUUGUAGGUAAAUUAGGAACGUUGUGUCUUCCAUUCAACCAAUUGGUCCCGAAAGAAGAGGAUGUGGAGAGACCACAAUGUAGUGAGUGGCAAAUGUUAAUGCGUCAACAGGGAAAACGUUCAAACAAACAGAUGGAUAUCCAACAAAAGAAAAAACUCUCAUUUAUUACCAUUGGAUUAAUAUUCCUUUUGAGUGGGAUUGAGUAUGCUGUCAUCCUCCCCACAAUAUGGAUGUAUCUUCAGAUACUUGAUGCCCCACCAUACUUCUUAGGUUUGGGUCUAUCAGCAUUCAGUUUAAGUGGAUUGUUGUCAGGACCCCUAUUUGGCCACUGGUCCGACCGGACUCGUAAAACAAAGACCAUCCUCCUCCUCUCCAAUGUCUUUGAGAUAAUAGGUAAUUUCAUGUAUUUUAUUGGUUAUUCGAAGUGGCUGUUGUUGUCAAGCCGACUUGUUGCAGGUAUUGGUGCAGGAGCGGGCUCCUCCAUCUUUGGGUACCUGACACGCAACACUGUCUCAGGGGACCGCGCUCAGGUCUUCGCUGCUGUCAUGGCAUGCCGCCAGGCCGGGCUCCUGAUUGGUCCAGCUUUCAACAUCUUUCUGAGGCUAUGUGAUUUUAAACUUGGGCCCUUUGUGGUGAACAAGUACACUUCACCUGGGCUCUUCAUGUGUGGGAUGUGGCUGCUGCUGCAGCUGGCGGUGGCCCUGCUGUACUGGGACCUGCCCCCCGCGGAGAGCAGCGAGCUCCAGACGGUGGUCCGACCAAAGCAGCGGGGCGAUGAGGAGGAGGAAGAGGAGCCGCUAAUGGGUGCCGAGGAGGAGCCGUCGGACACCUACGGUGCUGUCAUCAUCGAUCCCGAGCAGUCGGAGACGCGGUGUUCCCCCAGACGCCUCUCCCCUCCUCCACCCUCGCCCGCUUCCCCGAAGGCUGAAGAGCCCGAUCCCUUUGAAGACUUCAGCGCCAGGAAAGAGUUCCUGAGAGAAGAGGUAAUAGUGCUCCUCACAGCCCAAUUUAUAACACUCUUCAACCAGACUGCAUUGGAGACGAUGGUGACCCCGUUGACCCAGCGCUACUUUGGCUUCGGGGAGCUUGGCAACAGCGUGAUGUACAGCCUCUGUGGGGUGGAGGUGAUACUGGGCUUCUUCUUUGUGCGUUGGCUGAGCUGUCGGGUGGCCGAUCGCAUGGUGUUGGCCGUUGGGCUGGUCAUCUGUGCCGUGGCCUGCGUCUGGUGCCUCCUGUUCCUGGCCAAACCACGAGGGGGUUACUCAGUGGAGCUGUCCGAGUUCGGCAUUGGAGUGUUCCUGCAGCUGCUUGGGCUCCCGUUUGUGGCCGUUGCCCAGGUGACCCUCUUCUCCAAAGUCACGGCAGAGAAGACACAAGGCUUUAGUCAGGGUGUGAGGCGCUCCAUAGGAGGAGUGGCCACCAUCCUGGGCCCUCUGUGGGCAGGAGGGCUCACCGGGAACCUCUAUCUGAUGCUGGGCAUGAUGAUGGCCCUCCUCCUGCUCGUCAUGGUGAUGGUGGUGCUCUCCUAUGAGCGCUUGGUGGAGCCCCCUGUGGUCCAUCACGCCUCCGACAGCACGGAGAGUGAAGGCUAGAGCAGCGCGCUCACAGAAAGUCAGAGGGGAAAGUGUUCUCUGUGUGCGUGGCGUCCCUCUGCCCUGCAGACUGCCGCGGGGCUCCGUGUGUCUGGGGUGGGCGGGACGGUCUGGAGGUGAGCAGAUGCCGGAGCCAUGGGAGGCGAGAGCUUCCCAGUACGCCAGAGGUACCCCGACUCUCAGGGUUGCCCCAGUGCCCAGCACAGUCCAGAGCUGUGGUGAAUGCCCCCGCAGCCAAACAUUCACAGCACUUUACUGAUACCGGCAUUUUAAGGAUUUAUUUAUUCCUGUCUUUUCACAAGUCUUCCCAGAGCAAUUUGUAAUGGUCAUUUUAUUAUUUUAUAUUUCAUAGCAUCUAGUCUGUGAUUAAAUAGCCUUAUAUAUAUAUAUAUAUAUAUAUAGAUCUGUUAAAC